Molecule: messenger RNA, 2524 nt
Organism: Aphanomyces invadans
Lineage: Eukaryota; Oomycota; Saprolegniomycetes; Saprolegniales; Verrucalvaceae
Exons: 1
Molecular function (GO): protein binding
Source: RefSeq, a predicted model, not a curated record
GGCGGACAAUGGCGACAAGUGUGCGGUACUGUCUGCUGUCAGCGGACAUCGCCAGAACCGUCGCGUCGUAUCAAUGCGGAAUCUACCUCGACAUGCGCCCCCUCACGGCUUUGAGGAAGCCCUUGAUGACGUCGUACAACCUGGACAAAUCGUUUGCACCGUUGGUCCAACUGCUCCGCCCGUGGUUUCGAGAUCACCUCCGCAGCCGUAUCGACCUCCUCUUUGCCUGCACUCGUCAUACGAUGCGGUCCGUCGUCGUCAUGUACGCGAUCUACGAGGGUGAUGUGCCUCUGCUCGAGUACAUCCACUCGCACGUGUUCAGCCUCCUCAACUGCGGCGAAUUCCUUGUCGAUCUGGCAGCGUGGGCUGGUCACGUCUCUGUGGUUGAGUUCCUCCUGGAUAUUCAGCACCCCGGCUACACCUUCCACGCUUCGUUCUUGGCUUGCCGCGGGGGCCAUCUCGACGUCGUUCGCUAUCUCGACGAAUCGAAUCUUCCCUUCACUCGCCAGUGCUUGGACGUUGCGGCCGGGCAAGGGCAUUUGGACGUCGUGCGGUUUUUGCAUUCGAACCGAGCGGAAGGAUGCUCGACCAACGCGAUGGAUCAAGCAGCGGCAAACGGCCAUUUCGACGUGGUGCAGUUCCUGCAUGCUCAGCGCCGCGAAGGCUGCACGGAGUUCGCAAUGGACGAUGCGGCAGCGAAUGGCCACUUUGAAAUUGUGCAGUUCCUGCACUCGGAGAGAAAGGAAGGGUGCACGGAUAGAGCUCAGUGUGGAGCGGCCGAGGGCGGCCACCUGGACAUUCUGUGCUUCUUGCAUACGCAUAGAACUGAAGGGUGCGCACCCUACGCCUUGGAUGACGCCGCCUCCCAUGGGCAUUUGGACGUCGUCGAGUGGCUAUAUGGCGCAUACCACAUGGCGAUAACUACGACUGCGAUCGAGGCGGCGGCUAGUCAUGGGCACUUCGACAUCGUGAAGUUCUUGGUGAACCACAUGGAGACCGACGUAGUGACUGACGACGCAUUGUUGAGUUCCGUGAUGACGCCGCCAAUCUUCAAGCUCUUGUUCCGUGCCAAAUACAAGCAAUUGUACUACGUGAUGCCACCGUCGGUCAUGGAGGCCAUCGUGCGCGCGAACCAGUUGGAGUUGGUCCGAUUCGUCCACGAAGAAAAAUCGAGAAGACUGCAUUGCUUUACCAAACGCACGCUGGAUGUGGCCCUCGAGUGUGGGCACUGGAAUAUAGCAAUGUUCCUCCAUGCGCAUCGCCGCGAAGGGUGCACAACAGCGGCCAUGGACGCCGCUGCGGCCAAGGGGCACCUAUCCAUCGUCGAAUUUCUCCACCACAAUCGUACAGAAGGCUGCACGACCCGCGCGAUGGACAUGGCAGCCACCCAUGGCCACAUCGACAUCGUGAGGUUUCUCCAUCACCAUCGCACGGAAGGCGCCACGGUACUCGCUAUAGAUGGCGCCGCGGCCAAUGGACAUUUCGAAAUUGUGAAAUUCUUGCUCAUCCACCGACAGGAAGGGGCGACAGAGCAAGCGAUGGCGGGUGCCGUGUCGAACGGGUAUUUGAAUAUCGUCAAGUUUUUGCAUGUGCACCAGGCGAAGGCAUGCACGUCAUCAGCGUUUGCGUUGGCAGCCGCGCGGGGACAUUUGGAAGUUGUUAAAUUUCUCACGCUUCACCACGACCACCUCCGCACGUCCACGGCGAUGGACGAGGCCGCCGAACAUGGCCAUUUAGACGUUGUCCAGUUUCUGCACACCCAACGUGACGCCCGAUGCAGUUCCCAGGCCAAGUUCUGCGCGGCCAUCAAUGGGCACAUGGACAUCGUCACGUUCUUCCUCCGGGAAUGUACGCAUUGGAACUCAUCGUACGGCGUCAUUCGAGCGAUGGAAGGGGCGGCCGCAAACGGCCACUUACACGUCGUCGAGUGGUUUGUCCGGCACCUCGGGCAGUGCUCUAGCAUGACGUGGGACAAGGCAGCUGAGGCCGGCCAUCUCAACAUCCUCGUCAUGCUCGAAACCCACCGUCUCGGCAUGUCCUACAACCCCCAUUAUGCGGCGCAGUCGCGGGACCUGGAUGUAAUCCGGUGGAUCGAUGACAAGAAGACAGAGCAAAGCAACAACAUUGGAUUCGAACGAAAGUACUGGCUCACGGAUACACUCCACAUAGCGUUCAAACAUGGCGAGUUGGACAUGGCCAAGUGGGCCCUCGUGCACUUUGGAGAUGCCGACCUUGUUGUCCCUCACGAGUGGCUGCUGUACGCUGAUGAAGUCCCAGUCCUGCGGGACUACUGGCGGUUGCGCCAAGAAGUCACGGGCGGCGACGCCAUUCCCGACGUUGCAAACGGCGACGUCGAUUUGGAGCAUCUCCAUGGUUUUGAGCCGGAUGACGCCGUCGAGGAAGAGCAAAGUAUGUGGGGAGAAGAAGCCCAUGGAAUUGAGGAGGCAGACAUGGACGUGGACUUGGGUGAAGAGCGAAGCAUGUGGAUAGAAAUGUAGCAACUCUUUUCACACACGUGAGCCCU